CCCUUGUGGUCCCGUCCCGUUUUAGAACCCUGCUGCGGGCGAGGCUCUGCCCCAGGAAGGAGGGAGGCUGGGAUCCCAGCCCGGGUUUCCCGGGUACCGCAGGCCCCCAUGAACAACCAGACUCGGGCCUCAGCCCCCCUUCCGGCCCGGACCUCCGCCUUGGUCCGGGCUCCGACACCGGCCCGGCCCUCGAUCCCGGUCCGGUCCCUGACUCCGGCCCGAAUCUCGAACCAGGUCCGGUCCCUGACUCCGGCCCGAACCUCGAACCAGGUCCGGUCCCUGACUCCGGCCCGAACCUCGAACCAGGUCCGGUCCCUGACUCCGGUCCGGUCCCUGACUCCGGCCAGGCCCUCGAUCCCGGUCCGGUCCUUGACUCCCGCCAGGCCCUCGAUGCCGGUCCGGUCCCUGGCUCCAGCUCCGGCCCCGACUGCGGCCGUGACCCGGGGCAGAACCCCGACUGUGACGAAGCCCUUAACACCAAUCUCAUCUGCGAUCCUGGUCCCAGUCCUGGUCCCGCCCAAGGUCUCUGACCUGAAGUCCUUACGGAGCUCCGCCCUACCCUUGGGGCCACGCCCCGGCAAGGCUCUCCCAUCAGUCGCCAGUGGAUCCGGAACCACGCAAGAGCCCGUUCCUGAGCCCGUUCCUGAGCUCGCUCCGUCGGCCACUGAUUUACUGGGGCCCACUCUCACGUCCGCCUUGGGGGCAGAUCCAGUGGACACGAAGUUGACUGAUUCCACGGCUGGACCUAUCUCCACGCCCAUCCUGGGGACUGUCCCCUUGGCCACUUCCUUACCUAUUUCUGCCAACACAUUUGCCUCCACCAGCCAGUACUUAGAAGUGGACAACAAGAUCCUAAUUAGAGUGAUCUACUGUGGCCUCUGAAGCUAUAACCUCCGGUACAUUCUACUGAAAAAGAGUCUGGAGCAGCAGUUUCCAAAUUGUCUACUCUUUGAGGAGGACAUAUCCGCACAGGCUACCGGGGAGUUUGAAGUGUUUGUGGAUGGAAAAUUGGUUCAUUCAAAGAAGAAAGGUGAUGGCUUUGUGGAUGAGGCCAGGCUGAAGAAAAUUGUGAACGCUAUCAAUGAAGGGAUCCGGAAAAUGUAGCAGGCAACUGGUGAGCUGGAGGUGAGGAGGGAGGG
Phyllostomus discolor (pale spear-nosed bat) is the source of this 1139-nucleotide messenger RNA. RefSeq names its product selenoprotein V (gene SELENOV). The record is from RefSeq and is a predicted model, not a curated record. The transcript has 6 exons. Lineage: Eukaryota; Metazoa; Chordata; Mammalia; Chiroptera; Phyllostomidae. Gene Ontology annotation, biological process: response to selenium ion. Gene Ontology annotation, cellular component: cytosol.